UUCAGAAAAUGUCCGCUCGACAGCCGCAUGAAAAUACCUGAGGAAUUGUCAGAUUGAAGUUGUCGCUUCUAAUUUUCGAAAAUACAAAAACGACGGUUUUUUUUCUUUUAAGUUUUCGACGCGAACGAAAGGCGUCUUUUUCCGAAGGUGUGGUGCGUGAACGUCCAACAAGAAAGUGCGCGUCUAGUGCAAAAUUGAAAGUUUUUUUUUCGGAAAAUACGUACCGUUCAAGGUUCCCAUGAGAGAUGCCGACCGGAGAGAAGGGCACAGCGAAUGCCGCGCAACGAACGACGUUCCGACCCCCGUGGGUCAAAGAUGGUCCGGAAACUGUUUCCGGGGCCGGUAACAACAGCUGGAAUUCGAAAAACGCGAAAAAACGGGACAGCACGUCUUCCUCGGACUCGUCGGGCGACGGCGGUUCUAACCCCAUAGCCAACGUUCAGCUACGAAAGGUGCAAACCAAAGAACCGCAAGAAAACGAAAAUCUCUCACAAGACAAAGAGAACCCCCUAGAAACGAUACAAUUAAGAAAGGUGAGAAAGAGAGAGCCGUAUGACAGGGAAAGUUUUCGAAAAGAAAAAGAAAACAAUCCAUUAGCUGGCGUUCAGCUGAGAAAAACGUCGGUGCAAACGAAGGAGCCGCAGAAGAAUGGCGAGGAAAAGGAAAGUUUUUUCAAAAAACCGCAGCUCAAACCGGUGCCGCAACGGGAGAAAUCCCCACCGAAAAAGGACCAUAAAAUCCACGACCUGCCCAAACUGAACAGCGUGUCCGAGAGGAAACUCCCGGAAAGGAAACCGUCGUUGCUGAGGCGUGAAAGCACGAUAGAAGAUAUGGAAAUUGAUAAGGAGCUGCCGGCCAAACGGAAUUCGGUGGUGCGCGCGGAAUCGAUGCGGAGACUGUCGCAGACGCCGGCGCCGCCCCCGAUGCCGCCUCCGCCACCAGGCAUGCCUGGCGAUCCUAACCAGAAGCCGCUCACCGACAAACAGCGCCGGAAGCUGGACAAGCUUAAGGCGAGGCCUAAGGUGCGGCCCGAUUGGUCCGCGACUCUCAAAGAAAUCGAGGGCGGCAAGAAACUCAGACACGUGGAGUGCAACGACAGGUCGCAGCCGCUGCUUCCCGAGGCCAAAGCUCAGGAACAUUUCCUCUACGCUAGCGAGAAACCGAACGUACACAACGAGCUGCUCAAACAGAUCGAGGGUGGCAUAAAAUUGAAGAAAGUAUCGACCAACGACCGAAGUAAACCGAUCCUCGAGGGUUUGCGCAAGUUCCGCAGGCAGAUGACGAUCGAGGAGCAGAUCCAAAAGUCGAUGUCGAUGGCGAGCAUGCCGCCGGAGGAGAUCGCGCCCGAAGAGGUCGACGAGAUGGACGACAUCGACAAGGUGCGCGACGACUUGCAGAGUACCAAGCAGAUGCUCGCGCUGGAGCUAAGGAACAAGGAGGCGGUCGAGAUGGAAAACAAGAGGCUCCUGGCUCGGAUAGCGAAUCUUGAAGCGGAAUUGGAGAAGGCCAGAUCGCAAGGAGGUGGGGCCAAGACGGCGGCGGGCGGAGCUUCGGCAGACCAAAAGGUGAUCGACUCACUGAAGCGGGAGGCGGAACAGACGCGGAAAAACUCGCAACAGGUGGAGAAAAAGUACACCGAAGCGGUCAAGGAGCUGGACACCGCCAAGCUCCAGCUCGAAGACUACAAGCGGAAAAACGUGGAACUGGAACGCAAACUACUCGACGCGCUCUGCGGCAAAAAGGUGUCGACCUCCCGCCAGAACAGCGUGGCCCAGGGCGACGAGGAGGAACUCGACGAGGAAGAAUCGGAAGAGGAAAGCGACGGCGAAGAUACGCCGGAAAAACGCGAGAAGCGACUUCAGAAGGAGGUCAAACACAUGGCGAACAAGUUGAGGAGUUUCAAGAAUAAAGAGGACAACGCGAAGAAGGAACGGAUCGCGCUCAAAGACAUCAUCAAGAAGAACCAGGCGGCGAUGAAGGAGGAGAAAAAGAAAUACAACCGCCUGAAGAAAGAAGUGGACAAAAUGGCGAACCUGCUCAAAGACGUGAGCGAGGAUGAGGAGGGCGACGAGGAUGACGAGGAAAAGGAGGAAGAGGUUGAAGAAGAGGCGGAGGAGGAGGAGAGCAGCGAAGACGAGUCGGAAUCUGAAAGUGAGGAGAGCGACAGCGAUAGCGAGAAGAGCCUGAGCGAACCUGAAGACGCCCCGUUGGAUAAGAAAAAGGCUAAUUUGUCAGCCAGGGUUAAGAAGCACGAGGGAAGGGUGAACGCUUUGAAGAAGGGCAAUUUCCUGCUGAAGACCAACGCCGAGAGGCUGCAAGACGAUUUGAACAAACAAAAAGAAAUGACUGCCAGCCUACAAGAAGAUCUAGAUUCCGUAUUGUCCGAGUUAGGUUAAAAACCCAAUUCGCUAGAAUAAGAUCGCUCAUAUUUCCACUCGUGCAUAACUAAGAAAUUUCAUUAAAACGGUAUUGUGUUAUUCAUUGCACGCUGUAAUUUUGAUAUUCACCGGUUAAUAUGUCGACACCAUCCGUCUCAGAUUGUGGUGCACCCAAAUCAAAAAUUACGUUUUUUGUAUAACUUUUUCUGCCACCAAAAAAGUCAGAAACCUUCGGGACUUUAUUUACUGCAAAUAUGAGCCUAGGAACGCUGCCUAGUCAUAAAAUUUUACCACAAAGACACUAAAGCAAAUUAAUGUCACCUGUUACGAGUAUUUGAGGGCAAGAUUCGAGGAUUCUAAUUCUGCGACGCUUGCUGACUUUUUAUACAUAUACGUAAAAGUGUUACCUAUUUCUAUGCGCGCUAUACUGUGAAAUAAAAGUGUGAUAU
Molecule: messenger RNA, 2827 nt
Organism: Cylas formicarius (sweet potato weevil)
Lineage: Eukaryota; Metazoa; Arthropoda; Insecta; Coleoptera; Brentidae
Product: glutamic acid-rich protein-like
Exons: 12
Coding region: 246-2396 (716 amino acids)
Molecular function (GO): actin binding
Source: RefSeq, a predicted model, not a curated record